CUUACUUAUUUAUUUUGGGCGACGUCGCGGCGCAUUUUCAGUCAAAAGCCCGAGACAAUACGAAAACGGACGCGGAAUGGCGUCUGCCAGGGGCCCGGGAAGCUGAAUAACAGCAUCAUAAGACUCAGCGCUAGUUCGCGGCUGACCAAUCGGAGAGGGAGCUGUGAUCCCUCCAGCCAAUCACAGCGUCUGAGCUGCGACGGAUAGCGUUGUCACACAUGUUCCCGGUGUGUGGACAUCGCGGAGCGUUUCCUGCACUGUUGCAUGGUGGUCGAACAGGAGGAAUUGUUGGAAAUUUUCAGAGCAGCUAAAGCAUGCUCUUGGCCCAGAUAAACCGGGACUCCCAGGGAAUGGCAGAGUUUCACGAUGCAGACGGGCAGCCGGUCACUCUCUGUCUGACAGAGGCUGUGACGGUGGCAGAUGGUGAUCAGAUGGAGAGCAUGGACACAGUAAGCCUACAGGCCGUUACUCUCGCAGAUGGAUCCACUGCGUACAUCCAACACGAUUCCAAAGCUCCCUUCUCAGAUGGACAGAUCAUGGACGGACAGGUGAUCCAGCUGGAGGACGGCUCUGCUGCCUACGUUCAGCAUGUGUCCAUGCCUAAAGCAGGCCAGGACAGUUUACAGCUUGAAGACGGACAAGCAGUCCAGUUAGAAGAUGGGACAACUGCCUACAUUCACACACCCAAAGAUACAUAUGACCAGAGUGGCCUGCAGGAGGUGCAGCUGGAGGACGGCAGCACCGCCUACAUCCAGCAUACAGUGCAUAUGCCCCCAUCCAACACCAUCCUGGCCAUCCAGGCCGACGGAACCAUCGCAGACCUUCAGGCUGAUUCCACGUCCAUCGACCCCGAAACCAUCAGCGUGCUUGAACAGUACACCACCAAGGUGGAGAAUAUAGAGAACCCUUUGGGUUCCUUCGGCAGAGUGGAAGCAGACAGUGGCGUCCAUAUGCGGAUUGUGUUGCAGGGUCAAGACAACAGACAAGGAAGGGGCUCAAAUGUAGGCGAGAAGUCUUUCCGCUGUGAAUACGAGGGCUGUGGAAAGCUUUACACCACGGCACACCAUCUAAAAGUACACGAGCGUUCCCACACCGGAGACAAACCAUACGUCUGUGACUAUCUUGGCUGUGGGAAGAAGUUUGCAACAGGGUAUGGACUGAAGAGUCACUCACGCACACACACGGGGGAGAAGCCAUAUAGAUGUCAAGAGCUGAACUGCUGCAAGUCCUUCAAAACCUCCGGAGACCUUCAAAAGCACACGAGGACCCAUACAGGAGAGAAGCCUUUUAAAUGCCCAAUCGAAGGAUGUGGCAGAUCGUUUACCACCUCCAACAUCCGCAAAGUUCACAUCCGAACACACACUGGGGAGCGGCCGUACUACUGCUCUGAGCCAAGCUGCGGACGGUCAUUCGCCAGUGCCACAAACUACAAGAACCAUAUGAGGAUACACACUGGAGAGAAACCUUAUGUGUGUACAGUGCCUGGCUGUGAAAAGCGCUUCACAGAAUACUCCAGCCUUUACAAACACCAUGUGGUUCAUACACCCUGCAAACCUUACAACUGCAACCACUGUGGGAAAACCUACAAGCAGAUCUCAACACUCGCCAUGCACAAACGCACAGCCCAUAAUGAUACAGAGCCCAUCGAGGAAGAACAGGAAGCCUACUUUGAACCCCCAACAGAUGCCAUUGAUGACCCUAAUGUCAGCUACACGACAGCGGUGGUUGAGGCCGACGACUCCGGCUCGGAGCAGGUUCCUGUGGAGAGCUCGGACAUGGUUGGUCAGCAGCACGUUGCCUUGGUAACGCAGGAGGAUGGAACACAACAGCAGGUCAGUAUCUCUGAAGCAGACUUACAAGCUAUGGGAGGCACGAUCACCAUGGUAACACAAGAAGGCACAACCAUAACCAUCCCAGCUCACGAACUCGCAACGCAAGGCGCACACUCUGUUACCAUGGUAACAACAGACGGCUCAGACGAACAGGUGGCCAUCAUGACGCCCGACAUGGCCUCGUUCCAGACAGUGGAGGACGCGGCCUACAGCCAAGACCAGGAUGACAUUCAUCCUGUCACGUUACUGGCCACCUCCAACGGCACUCACAUCGCUGUUCAGCUCAGUGAUCAGCCUUCGCUGGAGGAAGCCAUCAGAAUAGCCUCAAGAAUACAACAAGGAGAGUCGCCGGGCCUGGAUGAUUGACGGACUCAUUAUGGACUAUGAAUUAGGAUGAAACCAUCUCAUUUGGACUAUGUCAACGAGAGAAAUCACAAGUCUUCCUCCAUGGGUUUUUUUUUCACAAAAGACCUUAGCUUUUAUGUGUACAUAGUAUUUUGAUAACUGGAGUUCUGCUAUGCCAUUUUGUCCCUCAACCAAAAUGAUGGGAGAGGGGAAAAAUGCUUUCUAAUGUUUAUGGUGCACAGUGCACAGUGCAGUGUACAGCUAAUGCUAUUUCUAAUAAAAAAAAACAAAAAGGUUGUGAUUAAA
Messenger RNA from Larimichthys crocea (large yellow croaker), 2483 nucleotides. It is a transcript of the gene znf143b, whose product is annotated as zinc finger protein 143b. Gene Ontology annotation, cellular component: PcG protein complex; transcription regulator complex; chromatin. Lineage: Eukaryota; Metazoa; Chordata; Actinopteri; Sciaenidae. Bases 315 to 2198 code for a protein of 627 amino acids. The record is from RefSeq and is a predicted model, not a curated record. The transcript has 15 exons. Gene Ontology annotation, biological process: regulation of transcription by RNA polymerase II. Gene Ontology annotation, molecular function: RNA polymerase II cis-regulatory region sequence-specific DNA binding; DNA-binding transcription factor activity, RNA polymerase II-specific.